Leishmania mexicana MHOM/GT/2001/U1103 is the source of this 342-nucleotide messenger RNA. Its product is annotated as macrophage migration inhibitory factor-like protein. Gene Ontology annotation, molecular function: phenylpyruvate tautomerase activity. Lineage: Eukaryota; Euglenozoa; Kinetoplastea; Trypanosomatida; Trypanosomatidae. The transcript has a single exon. The record is from RefSeq and is a predicted model, not a curated record. The coding region runs from base 1 to 342 and encodes 113 amino acids.
AUGCCGGUCAUUCAAACGUUUGUCUCGACUCCGCUUGACUACCACAAGCGCGAAAACCUUGCGCAGGUGUACCGGGCGGUCACCCGUGAUGUACUCGGCAAACCAGAGGAUCUCGUGAUGAUGACGUUUCACGACAACACACCUAUGCAUUUCUUCGGUUCGACCGAUCCAGUCGCGUACGUUAGAGUAGAGGCGCUGGGCGGGUACGGCCCUUCGGAGCCGGAGAAAGUGACGUCCAUCGUUACAGCGGCUAUCACGAAAGAGUGCGGCAUCUUGGCUGACCGUAUAUUUGUGCUCUACUUCUCGCCUCUGCACUGCGGCUGGAAUGGCACAAACUUCUAA